UCAAAAACUGGAGACAUACACCAUCACAACAUCAAGUCCAAGAAGCUUCAAGAAUGAAACUCUCACCUGAAUUUGCUGGGAUUACCAAUAAGAAAUGCACAGCACAUAUUGUGGAAGAUAUUGGUAUUUUACCAGAAGUUGACCAACUGUGUAAAUUGGUUUUGUCAGAACCCAAUUUAUUGAAACAUCCAGCUGAUAACGUGGAAAUUUCCUUGAAAAAAGCCAAAAUUGGCAGAAAAAAACGCUAUCCAUCAGAUACAUCAGUUUCUUCUGUGAUACGUCAGACUUUCCAAGUAUCAUUAGCUGUUUAUGGUCUUAGAAAAGAGGUGUAUGCUUGUUUCGAUCAUUUCACACCCAUUGAGACCCAAACACACGUUUUAAUGUUUUUGAGAAAGCUCUUGGUUGCCUGGCCUGAUGCAGCUGAGCUUGAGGAUGAUAGUAAUAGUAAACGUGUACAACGUGUGCAACCAUUAGUAUAUGCAAUCAAUAAUAGUGACGAUAGUGUUUUGUAG
Molecule: messenger RNA, 512 nt
Organism: Paraglomus occultum
Lineage: Eukaryota; Fungi; Glomeromycota; Glomeromycetes; Paraglomerales; Paraglomeraceae
Source: the annotation of a GenBank genome assembly